CCAGGGCGGGGUCUCGGGCAGUCUCCCGCUGAUCCCGAGUGGAGCUGGCCGCCGCGAGUGCGCGCACCGAGCCGUGGAGUCGCCACUCCCCGCAGCCGCCCGGCCGGUCCCCGACCUUGGGUGUGGGCCCCGCCGGGAUGGGGAGUCGCCGGGGCCUAGGCCAGCCGCGGGCCGGCCUCUGCCUGCUCCUGGCCUCGCUGCAGCUUCUGCCCCGGACACAGGCGGCAGACCCCGUGGAUGUGCUGGAGGCUCUGGGGGUGCGGGGGGGCCAGGCUGGGGUCCCUGAGGGGCCUGGCCUCUGCCCCCAGAGGGUCCCAGAGGGCGACCGGGCAUUCAGGGUGGGCAAGGCCAGCACACUGGGCGUCCCCACGUGGGAACUCUUUCCAGAUGAACAGUUUCCUGAGAACUUCUCUGUUCUGAUCACCCUGCGGGGCCAGCCAGCCAACCAGUCUGUCCUUCUGUCCGUCUAUGAUGAGGAUGGUGCCCGGCAGCUGGGCCUGGCGCUGGGGCCAGCUCUGGGCCUCCUAGGUGGCUCCUUCAGACCCCUCCCCCAGCAGGUCAACCUCCUGGAUGGCAGGUGGCACCGGGUGGCAGUCAGCGUGGAUGGCGGCGCCGCGACCCUGGUGGCUGACUGUGACCCUCAGCCCCCGGUGCUGGGCCAGGGCCCUCGGUUCAUCAGCACAGCGGGACUCACGAUGCUGGGGAGCCAGGACCUCGGAGAGGAGAGCUUUGAGGGAGACAUUCAGGAGCUGCUGAUCAGCGCAGAUCCUCAGGCGGCCUUCCAGGCCUGUGAGCGGUACCUUCCUGCCUGUGACCACCUGGACCCUGCAGGCACCCGGGCCCCCCAGGGUGAGCCAGAAACCGCUCCCCCCAAACGGAAGAGGAAGGGGAAGGGGAAGAAAAAAGGGCGAGGUCGUAAGGGGAAGGGCAGGAAGAAGAAGAACAAGGAGGCCUUGAUGCUGGAUCCAUCGCUUGGCUCCCUGGAGAACCUGACCUCUACUGACAUCCCCAAGACAGAGGCGACAGCUCCAACGCUGCCCCCGACUCCCACGCCCUUGGUCAUCGCCACCACCGUGACCAUUGGCCGCAAUGUCACCAUCAUGGAGGAGGGGCUGGACCCUGACAGUGAAAAUGAACUGGGGACCCUGGAGACUGAUUUAGCCAGAGAGGAUGAGGAAGGAGACGGCCCCACCAUGGGCCCCAACUUCCGGGCAGCAGAACAGCCAUCCCAGACUCAGUUUCACAUCUUUCCUGACGCUGGAGAGAAGGGAGCCAAAGGAGAACCUGCAGUGAUUGAACAGGGACGGCAGUUCGAGGGACCCCCAGGAGCCCCAGGACCUCGGGGGGUGGAUGGCCCCUCAGGCCCUCCUGGACCCCCAGGGUUCCCUGGGGACCCCGGCCUACCGGGCCCUGCUGGCCACCCAGGAAUCCCUGGCAUGGAUGGACACCGGGGCCUACCGGGAACUGUGAUCAUGAUGCCGUUCCAGUUUGCAAGCGGCUCCCUCAAAGGACCCCCAGUCUCCUUCCAGCAGGCCCAGGCUCAGGCAAUAAUGCAACAGGCUCAGCUCUCUAUGAAAGGGCCCCCUGGCCCGGUGGGUCUCACUGGACGCCCAGGCCCCGUGGGUCUCCCUGGGUAUGCAGGUCAGAAAGGAGAGAUGGGAGAAAUGGGGCCACAGGGUCCCCGAGGCCUUCAGGGACCUGUUGGGCCCCCCGGCCGGCAGGGCAAGAUGGGCCGCUCUGGAGCAGACGGGGCUCGGGGCCUCCCCGGGGACACAGGACCUAAGGGCGACAGAGGCUUUGAUGGCCUUCCAGGGCUGCCUGGUGAGCAGGGCCAAAGGGGUGACUUUGGCCAUAUGGGGCGGCCUGGUCCCCCAGGAGAAGAUGGUAAGAAGGGAGCAGAGGGACCUCCGGGGCCCACUGGCCAGGCUGGGGAGCCGGGCCCCCGAGGACUGAUUGGCCCCAGAGGCUCCCCUGGGCCUCCGGGCAGCCCGGGCGCGGUGGGAAUUGACGGUGCGCCAGGUGCCAAAGGAAAUGUGGGUCCUCCAGGAGAACCAGGACCCCCAGGACAGCAGGGAAAUCCCGGGUCCCAGGGACUCCCUGGCCCCCAGGGACCCAUUGGCACUCCUGGGGAGAAGGGUCCACCCGGACACCCAGGAAUUCCAGGCCUCACCGGAUCUGAUGGCCCUCCGGGUCACCCAGGCCACGAGGGGCCCACAGGAGAGAAAGGGACCCAGGGCCCAGCAGGGUCCGCCGGCCCGCGGGGGUAUCCUGGACCUCGGGGUGUGAAGGGUACCUCUGGCAACCGGGGCCUCCAGGGGGAGAAAGGCGAGAAGGGAGAGGAUGGCUUCCCAGGCUUCAAGGGUGAUGGGGGACUUAAAGGAGAUCGGGGGCACCCGGGACCCCCAGGUCCCCGGGGAGAGGAUGGUCCUGAAGGGCUGAAAGGGCAGGAGGGGCUGCCUGGUGAGGAGGGGCCCCCAGGCUCAGCUGGGGAGAAGGGCAAACUUGGGGUGCCAGGCCUCCCAGGUUACCCAGGACGCCCAGGCCCUAAGGGAUCCACAGGCCUGGCUGGUCCCCUGGGGCCAAUAGGAGAGAAAGGGAGGCGGGGGAAGGCCGGGCAGCCAGGACUGGAAGGAGAGCGGGGACUGCCUGGCUCCCGUGGAGAGAGGGGUCAACCGGGUUCCACAGGGCCACUAGGCCCCAAGGGCGAUGUGGGCCAGGACGGGGCCCCUGGAAUCCCUGGAGAAAAGGGCCUCCCAGGCCUACAAGGGCCCCCUGGAUUCUCUGGGCCGAAGGGCCCCCCUGGCCCCCAGGGGAAAGACGGGCGACCUGGGCACCCCGGACAGAGAGGAGAAUUGGGCUUUCAAGGUCAAACAGGCCCACCUGGCCCAGCCGGCGUCGUGGGUCCUCAGGGAAAGACAGGAGAAGCAGGGCCUCUGGGCGAGAGGGGCCCGCCCGGCCCUCCCGGCCCUCCUGGUGAACAAGGUCUCCCGGGACUGGAGGGCAGAGAGGGGGCCAAGGGGGACCUGGGGCCGCUGGGUCCCCUUGGGAAGGAAGGCCCACCUGGACCGCGGGGCUUCCCUGGCCCCCAAGGAGCCCCAGGGGACCCUGGACCUACUGGUUUGAAGGGUGACAAGGGCCCCCCGGGUCCCACCGGUGCCAAUGGCUCCCCUGGGGAGCGUGGGCCUGUGGGCCCCGCAGGAGGCAUUGGGCUUCCUGGCCAAAGUGGAGGCCAAGGCCCCGUUGGCCCUGCAGGCGAGAAGGGGUCCCCGGGCGAACGUGGUCCCCCUGGACCCACUGGCCAAGAUGGGACCCCAGGGCCCCUGGGGCUUCCAGGGCCCCCAGGAGCUGCCGGGCCUUCGGGCGAGGAAGGGGACAAGGGAGAAGUGGGUACCCCUGGCCACAAGGGGAGCAAAGGCGAUAAGGGGGAUGCGGGCCCACCUGGACCAACAGGGAUACGGGGUCCUGUGGGACACCCAGGCUCCCCGGGAGCAGACGGGGCUCAGGGACGCCGGGGACCCCCAGGCUUCUUUGGGCAGAAAGGAGAUGAUGGAGUGAGAGGCUUCGUGGGGGUGAUUGGCCCCCCUGGCCUGCAGGGUCCCCAUGGAGCUCCAGGUCCUCGGGGUCCCCAUGGCCCUAGUGGAUCAGAGGGCUCUCCAGGGCUGCGUGGAGGAGUCGGUCAGCCCGGUGCUGUGGGGGAGAAGGGUGAGCCAGGGGAGGCUGGAGACCCAGGGCUGCCAGGAGCCCCAGGCAUCCCAGGGCCCAAGGGAGAAGUUGGUGAAAAGGGGGACACAGGCCCAUCUGGGGCGGCAGGACCCCCAGGCAAGAAGGGCCCCCCUGGAGAAGAUGGAGCCAAAGGGAAUGUGGGCCCCAGAGGGCUCCCAGGAGAUCUAGGACCCCCUGGAGACCCUGGAGUUUCGGGUCUAGAUGGUCCCCCAGGGGAGAAGGGAGACCCUGGUGAUGUUGGAGGACUGGGCCCGCCUGGCGCUUCUGGGGAGCCCGGCCCCCCAGGGCCCCCUGGAAAGAGGGGUCCUCCUGGCCGCCUGGGUCCAGAAGGCAGAGAAGGGGAGAAAGGGGCCAAGGGGGAGCCAGGUCCUGAUGGGCCUGUAGGGAGGACAGGCCCCGUGGGGGCUCGAGGGCCCCCUGGACAUGCUGGGCCUGAGGGUCUUCGCGGGAUCCCUGGCCCUGUGGGUGAACCAGGCCUCCUGGGACCUCCUGGACAGACAGGCCCUCCUGGUCCCCUGGGGCCCUCUGGCCUCCCAGGGCUGAAGGGAGAUGCUGGCCUCAAGGGGGAAAAGGGCCACAUCGGAUUGAUUGGCCUCAUUGGCGCCCCUGGGGAGGCUGGUGAGAAAGGGGAUCAGGGGCUGCCAGGCGUGCAGGGCCCUCCUGGCCCCAAGGGAGAACCGGGUCUCCCGGGCCCCAGUGGCUCUCUGGGCCCCCCUGGGCCCCCAGGCGUGGCAGGCCCUCUGGGACAGAAGGGCUCAAAGGGGGGGCCGGGAUCUCUCGGCCCCCGUGGAGACACUGGCCCUCCAGGCCCCCCGGGUCCCCCGGGUCCGCCCGCGGAGCUGCACGGGCUGCGCCGGCGCCGCCGCUCGGUCCCCGGCCCGCGGGUGCUGGAGGCCCCGGAGGGCGGCCUGGAGGAGGUGCUGGCCUCUCUCACGUCGCUGAGCUUGGAGCUGGAGCAGCUGCGGCGCCCGCCCGGCACUGCCCAGCGCCCGGGUCUCGUGUGCGGCGAGCUACACCGCAACCACCCGCACCUGCCGGAUGGGGAAUACUGGAUCGACCCCAACCAGGGCUGCGCGCGAGACGCUCUCAGGGUUUUCUGCAACUUCACGGCGGGAGGAGAGACCUGCCUCUACCCCGACAAGAAGUUUGAGACCGUGAAGCUGGCUUCCUGGUCCAAGGAGAAGCCGGGAAGCUGGUACAGCACAUUCCGUCGAGGGAAGAAGUUCUCCUAUGUGGACGCCGACGGGUCCCCGGUGAACGUGGUGCAGUUGACCUUCCUGAAGCUGCUGAGCGCCCGCGCCCGCCAGAGCUUUGCCUACUCCUGCCAGAACGCGGCUGCCUGGCUGGAUGAGGCCGCCGGCGACCACGGCCGCGCCCUUCGCUUCCUGGGGACCAACGGACAGGAGCUGUCCUUCAACCAGACGGCAGCAGCCACCGUCACUGUCCCUUAUGACGGCUGCCGGCUCCGCAAGGGACAGACCAAAACCCUCCUGGAGUUCAGCUCUUCCCGAGCGGGCUUUCUGCCCCUGUGGGACGUGGCGGCCACCGAUUUCGGCCAGACCAACCAGAAGUUCGGGUUUGAGCUGGGGCCCGUCUGCUUCAGCAGCUGAGCGUCUGGGGCGCGGGCGGGGCCACGAGGGAGCCCCAGCUGGGGCGCACUUGGUGCUGAGGCUUUGAAGCCGCCAUAUUUAUCGUCUCCUGUGCCUGUGGACUCAGAGGGAAGUCUGCUCGUCGUGGUCAGACAAUGUCCCUUCUCCACUCCCCGGGCUGCGGGCUGGACUCCCCUGGCCCAGGAGUCCAGCCCCCCCCCCCCCCCCCUCUGCUGGAGUGAUGCAGUCUUUCUCCCCUCCCUGCCCAUUCCACCCACAACUCCCACCCGGAUCCCCCACGCACGAACUUCUAAUUCAGAGCUGAGUGCCCCCACACCUGUCUUUCCCUUCUCAGGCAGUGCCCCAACACCCUUUGGUGCUACCCUUCCCCCUAGUUAAGCACUGGACGUCUCCUGAUCCCAGGCUGGGCCCCUCCCCUCAUUCCUCUUUUCAGGUGGGUUCAGAGAGAAGGAACUGAAGUCAGACCACAGAGGGAAGUGAGACUUGCCUGGACUGAGCUGUGUAUUCCUUUGGCUGCCUCAGCCCAGCUCUGAAUACAGGCCCCCUCAUAUCUCACCAAGCCAGAUGGCUGGGGGACCAAGAUGCGGGGUCAAUCAGGAUCCUAAUGGUGCUGCCCUAUUUAUACCGGGAUCUGUAUUAAAAGGGAAAAUCCCCUCUGUUAUAUAUUUAAUCUGCUUCCUCCUCACAGAAGGCUGGGAUAUGAUGAGAGAGAUUCUAGCAUGACCCCCUCCCCACGCCUCCCCAGGGCAUCAUUGGCUUCUCAAGUCUGAGAAUAAACCACUGAACUGUGUCCCUGUCUGUGUCCUUCAUCUGGUGCUGCCCGCAUCUGUCUUAGGGUCUGUCUAUGGUGUCACCUGAGGCAUUGCCAGCACCUAUCUUCAUCGUGUUGUUUGGUGGAGGUGGUUUGAGGGGGUGGGGGAACCCAAUUCUAAUGGGACUCACUGGAGGUGGUGGGCCUGUUUAUUAACUCAGGAAAAGUUGAAAAUAGCUAGAUCUCUAAGAGAGCAGAUCUUAACUUUUCUCACCACAAAAAAAAAUAAAGAAUAAUUAUGUGAUGUAA
This is a messenger RNA of Myotis myotis, 6393 nucleotides long. It is a transcript of the gene COL5A3, whose product is annotated as collagen type V alpha 3 chain. NCBI's taxonomy places the organism in Eukaryota, Metazoa, Chordata, Mammalia, Chiroptera, Vespertilionidae. Bases 138 to 5333 code for a protein of 1731 amino acids. The record is from RefSeq and is a predicted model, not a curated record. Gene Ontology annotation, molecular function: extracellular matrix structural constituent. The transcript is spliced from 66 exons.